Molecule: messenger RNA, 1363 nt
Organism: Amphimedon queenslandica
Lineage: Eukaryota; Metazoa; Porifera; Demospongiae; Haplosclerida; Niphatidae
Product: putative protein TPRXL
Exons: 5
Coding region: 202-1113 (303 amino acids)
Source: RefSeq, a predicted model, not a curated record
CUUAUUCAUGAAGUAACCCUGCGGUGGUAAUAUCAUAGUAACUUUACUCUGUUUGUGGUGAAGGUUUAGUGUUACAAGCCUACAAGGCAAGAGGGAGGCGAGCUCCUACUCAUUUUAUCGUCUCUUUAUUCUCUCUUUCUCUCAGUGGAAUAUUCUAACCCACUUAGCGGUCUGCUGCUUACAAUAAAUCGGAAAGAGAUAAUGUUCCCUGGUACAUAUACAGCAGUUUUAUUCCUAGCUCUCCUCUCACUCGCUGCCUCACAGAAUGAGACCAGCUCUGAUGAUAUUAGCCCCAGCAGCUCUCUAUUCAUGUCAGGCAUUGCCAUACCUCCUUCUUCUUUCUCUGACGAGGAAAUGCUAAUGACUACAGUGGAUAGUUUCUCCAUUGUCUCUUCUACCAUGAGCAGUUUGAGUAGCAGCAGCAUGUCUAUGUCAGUAUCUCCGGAGUUAUCGUCAUCUCUGUUCUCGUCAAGCUCCAGUUCUUCUUCUAUGCAGUCUUCUUUUACUCCAAUGCCAAGCUUUACUUCUUUCUCGUCUUUGUCUCCUUCUCCUUCCUCUCAAUCUACGUCGAUGACUCCAUCAGUCGUUGCAUCAAGUACUCCUGUUCCUCCAUCCUCCUCCUCCUCCUCUAUUGUCAGUUCUACCACAACACCUUUGUCCAUGACGCCAUCUUCAACGUCGACAUCAAUAACAACUCCAUCUUCGCCAACUCCAACUACAACUGAAGGACCUACUUUACCUAUCACUAUAAUAGCUGGUGCUGCAGGGGGCGGAGUCAUACUACUAAUUGUAUUAUUGAUUUUUUUUUGCUGUUGUUGUUACUGCUGCUGUUGUAAAGGACCUAAAAGGGAGUACAGGACGUAUGCAGCUGGAGGUGCCUUUGGUAUUGGUGUCACUGCACAGUAUUGGGUCCAGCAGAAUGGGGCAGCACAACAUCACCAGACUGGUGAUGGUGACUCCAUUAGUCGUGCCUCCAGUUUUGCAAGCAUGCGAAACAGCAUAAGGAACAGUUUCAGGAAGAUAAGAAGAGGUAGCAGCAGAAGAGCAUCAAAGAAGAGCGGUGAUGUCUAUGUGAAUGACACAGCAAAUAACAUAUUUAUGACACCACUCUGAUCUGAAUGAACGAAUCAUGGCAUUCUUCAGAUUAAUAUUAUUAUUAUUAUUAUUAUUAUUAUUAUUAUUAUUAUUAUUAUUAUUAUUAUUAUUAUUUUAAGUUGAUGGUCCUACACUAUACUACAAUCUCUGCUAUACAUGUGAUAAUAUCAUUGUGUUUGAUUUUAUUUGAUUUUUAAUACGUCCUACCUCUCUCUCUCUCAUUGUGUCUUUUGUUUUUUUAAUAUGUUUACUCGUGCGUACAUUCCAA